AUGAGUACAGUGUCUGAGUCUCUAGAUGGGAGCAGCAGGUCUCUGUCUGCAGCCAGGAGACACAAGAGUAUCAGGAAAACCUCCAGGAGGAUUUAUUCUGCCUACCAGGACCACCAGGAGGGCUCCUCAGAUGAAGAAGACAAAGUAGAUGAGAGGGUGGACAGCAAUGAUCCAGAGGAGAUGUUCCAGAACAUUCAGUACCAGAAGGAGAUCAUCGCCAAUAUUCGGACUAGGCCCUGGCCAAUGAGGCGCAAACUCAAAGUCCUAAAGCAGGCCAGAGAGACUGUUCUGCGAUAUGAGGGCCGACUAACCAGAACCAGAGGUUACCAGACCGCAGGAGCUGAUCUGCUGAAGAAACUUUCCCGUUUGCUUUACAACAUUGUGGUGCUGUUCAUUCCUUGGGAAGUCAGGAUCAAGAAAAUUGAAAGUCACUUUGGGUCAGGCGUGGCCUCCUACUUUAUCUUCCUCCGCUGGUUGUUUGGGAUCAACAUUGUUCUCACCAUCAUGACUGGAGCCUUCAUUGUCCUACCAGAGCUGCUGGCUGGAGCACCAUUUGGAACAACAAGAAGUAAAACGAUUCCCAAGGAACACCUGUCUUCAGCCCAGGACCUGGACACCAUCUGGUCUCUUGGGGGCUACCUCCAGUACUCUGUGUUAUUCUAUGGUUACUACGGCAGGGUGAGGAAAAUCGGCAGUGCAGGGUACCGAUUACCCCUUGCCUACUUCCUGGUUGGAAUGGCUGUCUUUGCCUACAGUUUCAUCAUUCUUUUGCGAAAAAUGGCAAAGAAUUCACGCCUGAGCCUGGCGAGUGCUUCUGAUGAAAGCUUCACUUUCUGCUGGAGAGUGUUCUGUGCCUGGGAUUACCUGAUAGGAAACCCAGAGGCUGCAGAGAGCAAAGGAGCUGCUAUUGUUAACAACAUCAGGGAAGCCAUUGUCGAGGAGCAAGAAAAGAAGAAGGAUACCAGUCUUGCAGUUCUGAUCAGUCUACGGAUCUUGGCCAACAUCCUGGUGCUCCUCUCUUUAGCAGGGAGCAUAUACAUCAUUUACUUUGUGGUGGAUCGUUCUCAGAGACUGGAAAAGGAGAAGCCGGAGCUGACGCUAUGGGAGAAGAAUGAGGUGAGUGUAGUGGUUUCUCUCAUCACCAUGAUUGCUCCAUCUGCUUUUGAACUGGUGGCUCAGCUGGAGAUGUACCACCCACGAACCUCACUGCGAUUCCAGUUGGCCAGGGUCCUUGUCUUAUACCUUGGGAAUCUCUACAGUCUCAUCAUUGCUCUCCUUGAUAAAGUCAACAGUAUGAGCUCUGCAGUCCAAGUGAGUAACAGUAACUGGAAUGAGUCCAGCUCCUUUCUGGCCACAAUAUCUCAUCCUGAGGGAAACAGCCUCUCCACCCUCAUGUCAGAUAUCUCCCUCUCUAAGAAUCACAACAGCACCACAGCAACCAUCGCCACAGUGCUGGCUGUAACCAGCAGGAGCAGCUCAGGGGACGUCUACAACCAGACAGCUGUGUUUGAAAAGAACACCCGACAACAGGAUCAGUGCUGGGAGACCUAUGUUGGACAGGUUUUGCUUUCUGAUUGGAUAACGCCUGAAUAUGGAGAAUUCAAAAUAGCCGAGAAUGUCUUGCAUCUAAUUUAUAACCAAGGAAUGAUCUGGAUGGGGGCAUUUUUUUCUCCCUGUCUUCCUGCCUUUAAUGUGCUGAAGCUGAUUGGUCUGAUGUAUCUGAGGAGCUGGGCUGUACUUACCUGUAAUGUUCCCCAUCAGCAGGUCUUUCGAGCAUCCAGGUCAAACAACUUCUACCUGGCUAUGCUGCUUUUCAUGCUGUUUUUGUGUAUGCUGCCCACCAUCUUUGCUAUAGUGAGAUACAGACCAUCACAACACUGCGGACCUUUCAGUGGUCAAGAGAAGAUUUACGACAUCAUCUCUGAGACGGUGGCCACUGACUUCCCGGUGUGGUUCAGUAAAGUAAUAAGUUAUAUCACCAGUCCUGUCGUCGUACUGCCAGCACUGCUGCUGCUGUUCAUGCUGAUAUACUAUCUGCAGUCUAUCGCCAGAUCCCUCAAAUUCACCAACAACCAGCUAAGGAUGCAGCUCCAGACUGAGCGCACUGAAGACAAGAAGAAAGUCUUCCAGUUGGCUGCAGCGAGACUACAGAUUCCAGAGGCUGCUGCAGACAAAAAGUCAGAUCACGAGGAAAGCAACAUCGCCAGCCAAGAGUCCUCUAACCACACCCCAUCUCCCUGUCAGAAUAGCAGCACCACAAACUUUGAAUCCCCUGUUCAUCGAGGGAAUUGCAUCCGCACCAUCACGAAAUCAGUAUCUAGAGGAGACCUGAACAGAGGAGGUGUGGCCGGAUCUAUCAGAAGUCCAGCAGUAACCGUACUGCCCAAACAUUGGCUGGAGCACAUUCCUAACAGGCCUCCACCUUUUCUUGGUGGUCCUAGUGGUACCUGCAGAUCCAAGUCCUACCAUCACAUGGUGUACAAUUCUCCACCUCACUGUUCUGACAGCAUUCACUCUGACCCCUUGUGCAGGAAGACUGUACAUUCUGUUCAUCCAGUUGAAGCUGCUGGGAUCAUUACUGCUCAGAGUUAUAGAGGACGCCGUGGUCACACCACCCGCUAUGUGAUUGUCAAUGAGCAUGAACCCAGGAAAAAGUUGCUGCGCUCAGCCACACGGGUCCCACGCCAUUAUUUCAUGGAGGAACCCACAGAGAUCAUGGAACUGUACCCACGUAAUGUCAGACGUUACACACCACGCAACGCUCACAGUAAACCACGUCCUCACCAGUCCCACGCAUCACAGCAACAUCCAAGUGAAGAGGAUGAGGAGGAAGACCAAGGGAAAGGCAGGAGAAAGAUGUCACUAGGGAAAAGUCAUCGGCCCCGCUCGCCGUCUAACCUCCAACAGCCAGCACAUUUCUACAUUGGUGACCGUCUAGAAACCUACAUAACUAUAUCUAAAGAAAACCACACAGCUCAAGGAAGAUAUGGGGCUCAAGACGUAGAUGAAGAGGAGAAUGGAGUGGGAGAAAUAGCCUGUGGAGAUGAAGAGUCACACUCUGAGUCACAGGCUAAUGUGAGAGUAGUUGACCCUCUUCUUCUGCAAACCAGAUGUCACAUUCAUUCCCCGAGAAGACAGUAUCUGCCUCAAACUCGGGCCAGGCAUGUUGAGCCUCAUGUGAAGUCCAAGUCAAAGCAAAAGCUGGAGAAUGUGCAGACUGAGUCCGACUCAGCUUCCCUGGCCUCUAGCAGUGACCAGCAGAAUAGCAGCAAUGACCAGUAUAUUCAGGUUAUCCACAACAAGGAGCGCUAUUUGAAGUCUGGAGCCAGGCAAGGACAAAUGGCCAAAAAGAAAUCCAAAACCAGCUUUGAUCUAAAAAUCACUGAAUCAAAUGAUCUGGUCUGCUCCAAUGUUUGA
Neolamprologus brichardi is the source of this 3417-nucleotide messenger RNA. The record is from RefSeq and is a predicted model, not a curated record. Lineage: Eukaryota; Metazoa; Chordata; Actinopteri; Cichliformes; Cichlidae.